GGGGGUAGGAAAGGAUGAAUCAUCCCGUCCCACUUCUCGGCUUGCGCCAGCCCCCUCCUAAAAUCCCGCGGCAGCCAGCAGGCGAUGCCGCGCUCCAGCUCCGACUCACUGAGCCCUCAGCGACCUGCAGAGGAGAGGAGACGGACAAGGCGGGAGGCCAAUGAGAAAGCAGCUCUCACGGCCGCCGUCCGAUGAGCCUCGGCUCCCUGGCGGGGCGGGGCUAGCAGUGGGAAGGGGGCGGGCCCGGGCUGGCGCGCAGCGCGGAGGCUCGGCGGCUCACAGCGAGAGCGCGUCUUGGGGAGUCGGCGCCUAGGCGACCGGGGAAGGCGCCACCACCGCCGCCGCUGGCCAAGGUGCUGGCCACCACAGGCCCAUCGGCUGCUUCUCCAGGUCAGGCCCCUUCCGCCGCAGCCGCUGCUGCCUCGCUUUCAGCCAGGUCCCCAUGGAAGAGAUGGAGGAAGAGUUAAAAUGCCCAGUGUGUGGCUCCUUCUAUCGGGAACCCAUCAUCUUGCCCUGCUCUCACAAUUUAUGUCAGGCGUGCGCCCGCAACAUCCUGGUGCAGACCCCGGAGUCCGAGUCCCCCCAGAGCCGCCGGGCCUCGGGCUCUGGGGUUUCCGACUAUGAUUAUCUGGAUCUGGACAAGAUGAGCCUGUACAGCGAGGCGGACAGCGGCUAUGGAUCCUAUGGAGGUUUCGCCAGCGCCCCCACUACCCCGUGCCAGAAGUCACCCAACGGCGUCCGCGUUUUCCCCCCUGCUAUGCCGCCACCGCCCACCCACCUGUCACCGGCUUUGGCCCCUGUGCCCCGCAAUUCCUGCAUCACCUGCCCCCAGUGCCACCGCAGCCUCAUUCUGGAUGACCGGGGGCUCCGCGGUUUCCCCAAGAACCGUGUCCUGGAAGGGGUCAUCGACCGCUACCAACAGAGCAAAGCCGCGGCCCUCAAGUGCCAGCUCUGCGAGAAGGCGCCCAAGGAAGCCACGGUCAUGUGUGAACAGUGCGAUGUCUUCUACUGCGACCCUUGCCGUCUGCGCUGCCACCCGCCCCGGGGCCCCCUAGCCAAACACCGUCUGGUGCCCCCUGCCCAGGGCCGCGUCAGCCGGCGGCUGAGCCCGCGCAAGGUCUCCACCUGCACAGACCAUGAGCUGGAGAACCACAGCAUGUACUGCGUGCAAUGCAAGAUGCCCGUGUGCUACCAGUGCCUGGAGGAGGGCAAACACUCCAGCCACGAAGUCAAAGCUUUAGGGGCUAUGUGGAAAUUGCACAAGAGCCAGCUCUCCCAGGCCCUGAAUGGAUUGUCGGACAGGGCCAAAGAAGCCAAGGAGUUCCUGGUGCAGCUCCGCACCAUGGUACAACAGAUCCAGGAAAACAGUGUGGAGUUUGAGGCCUGCCUGGUGGCCCAGUGUGAUGCGCUCAUUGAUGCCCUAAACCGAAGGAAGGCUCAGCUGCUGGCCCGGGUCAACAAGGAGCAUGAACACAAGCUGAAGGUGGUUCGGGACCAGAUCUCUCACUGCACGGUGAAGCUGCGUCAGACCACGGGCCUCAUGGAGUACUGCUUGGAAGUGAUUAAGGAGAACGACCCCAGUGGUUUUCUGCAGAUUUCAGAUGCUCUCAUAAGGCGAGUUCACUUAACUGAGGACCAGUGGGGGAAGGGCACCCUCACUCCCAGGAUGACCACAGACUUUGAUCUGAGCCUGGACAACAGCCCUCUGCUGCAGUCUAUUCACCAACUGGACUUCGUGCAAGUGAAAGCCUCCUCUCCAGUCCCAGCAACCCCCAUCCUACAGCUGGAGGAGUGUUGCACCCACAACAACAGUGCUACGCUGUCCUGGAAACAGCCCCCUCUGUCCACUGUAGCCGCCGAUGGAUACAUCCUGGAGCUGGAUGAUGGCAGUGGUGGUCAGUUCCGGGAAGUGUAUGUCGGAAAAGAAACAAUGUGCACAGUGGACGGCCUUCACUUCAACAGCACAUACAACGCUCGGGUUAAGGCUUUCAACAAAACAGGAGUCAGCCCCUACAGCAAGACACUGGUCCUCCAGACAUCUGAGGCAGCGGGAGCCCAUGAGACAAAACCUAUGAAGGGAAGGUGACAUUUCUUAGUCUCUUUUCAAUGUUCACGAGAUACCCGUGUCUAUUAAUAGUUACAAGAUGUGGACCUGCGAUCCCCGGUACCACAGUUACAGAACUGGGGGUCAUUUUCUAAGUGAAACUAAUGGACCACGUUCCCUACGAACAAAGAAACUGUAUUGUAGAAACCCAUUCCUCCAUGAAUUUUAUAUCCUAUAUAUUAUGUGCAUAUAUAUAUAUAUAUAUAAGGUAUGUAUGUGACUGUGAGUCACCCUGACCAUUAUGUAGAUAUAUCAGUGUUGUCUGUGACUGCCCAGAAGCGACUCACUCAUGAUGAAAUAAAGUUCACACACAUUCUUUCUCCACACUUUGGUUUGUUCUAUUUGUUCUCCCUCAUUUAAGUAGUGACACAAGAUUUAGGAAGUGAGGGGACGUGUAGCAAAUUGUCAUUUCAAAGGAGACUUGAUCAGUCUGCUGUAACAGAGAAAGCCUGUCUCAUUCUAUUCUCUUCAGUUCCCUAAAUGUCAGUGAGAAGUCGGUUGCACUUACUCUUUCUCCUGUUAUUUCUACAGUUUCUGGAAAGUUCACUCUGAAGUUCCUUGUUGUUUUGCUGGGGUGGCUGGGUGGUUUGUUCUAGCUCUUUUGUGACAAUCUUUCAUGUUCUCCUUAGCAAGGAUCAACAUCUUUCCAAACUCCAGAACAACAGGUCUGUGUCUCAGAAAGGCACAUUUCAUACGUGACAGCAAGUCCAAGCUAAUGACAUACAUGAAGUAUGUGUUUAAAGCACGUGUCAUUAAUACUCUGUCACAAAACCCAGAGGUGACAUUACAUGGGGUGGGGGAUGUCAAAGGUGUGCAUUGUUGUGAAUUCUGAUCAUUUCUGUCUGUCUGUCUGUCUAUCAGAGAGUAUUUGAUAAGUGGGCACGGUGAUACACAAUGGGUAGAAAGUAUAGAGCCCCUGUUCUCUUGCUGGGUAGAGUUUACAGGCUAGUUAAGGGAGAUGGGUCUUAAAGAAACAUGCACAUAACUGCAAAGGAAAGACAACAUAUACAUUAAAAAAUUGGUCCAAAAAUACACAAUAAUUGAAACCAAUGGAAAAUGUAGUGUUACGUAGGUUCAAGUUAGGUUACUCCACGGAAUGCAGGUUUCUGGGGAUGUGUCCAGGACGGACACACGAAUAAAGCCAGACCCAGAUCUCAACCAACUUAAGAAGAAAUAUAAACAUAAGCAACUAUGAAUUUGAGUGAAACGGCUGAGACAGGGUAGCUCAGCAGGAAGGGGCUUGUCUUCUGAGUACCUGAGCUCACAUGUAGGAAGGAAAGUUGUCCUCUGUCCCCACAGGCAUGUCACUGGCUCUCCCACACCAUACGCAAGUAAUUCAAUAAGUAAGUAAAUAAAAAGAGAAAAUUUAUGUAUUUUAGUGACAUAUUAAAAAUAAGGCUCAUACACUUGGUUGUUUAUUUUUGCUGUUGUUUUUUUUUUUCCUAAAUUAACUCAUCAAAUAAGUCUCCUGACUAUGCAUUGCCUUUGAAGCUAUCUGCAAAGAGUCCUGAAGCCAUUAUGUAGCAAGGCCUUCUUAACAUACCCUGUUCUGAGGCUCGUUCUGUGUGACAGACUGUACCCCCACCAAAAACAUUCAGGCAAGGCUGAGAGAUGAUGGGGAACUUCCUGUUCGUUUUCCUGACGAUUCCCCUCUGCCUGCCUGAGCCAACAGCGCCUUCUGCUUGUCUGUUGUAUCUGGAGAGACUGGGGUACAGCACAGGUGAUACCCCUGGAGUUGUGAGCUUGCUAUAAGAAAGGGUUUCCUGGGACUCUACGCUGCUGAGCCUCCCAAGCACAGGGAGCUCUGUAGUGUUGUUCAUGCCUGACAGUCUUCCAGAGGAGGUAGCGCUGCCCCUUGAACAAAGUAUAGGAUUAAGACCUCUACACAAAACCUACUCUUUAUCUCUAGUCUCUGUGGAAGGUUCAUCUGGACAGGUUCGUGGGCAUUAGAACUACUUCUGGGCAUUUUUGAGAUCCUUGGCCUAUGUUUCCAAAUUGCGUUCCAGAUAGACUGUAGACCAAGAACAUGUGGAUCAUUCUAGAGUAGUGUGUCUCCAUAAUUCUUCUACCUUAAGGUUUAAUUUAAAAUAAUAGGUAGUCACUUCUAAAAAUAAACAUGUUUCUAAAAGAAUUUGGCCAUAUGUGUUCAUAGAAUUACUACCAUGAUUGUUCCAUACCUAAUAGCCACAUGAAAUAAGUUGCAACACAUUGCAGGGGAGGACCCGAGAUCUAAGGAGGAGAGGGAGGACUUCCCAGGAAAGAUGUAGUAGGAGGGAAAUCCAAGCAGACAAAAUUAUGAUGCGUGAGGCAAAAAUCUCUGAAAUCUACUUUGACAGCAACAGUAAACUUGAUCAUUCCAAAGCUCCAACUAACUGAGCAUCUUGGUCAUGCCAAAAACCAACUUAGCCCCAUAUUCACAGAGAUGGCACAAAGUCCAGCCCUCUCCUUUAACUUGAGGGCCUCGUUGCUCUUUUGCACACUCCCUGGCAGCUUGCUGAGGUCUGCGUGUGUCACUGCUCCUCUUUAAGCUGUCUGCCCUUCAGUCUAGAACACCAUCUUGAAACCAUUAAGUAAGAAGAAUGGCCUGCAGUUAGCAUGGGGGGAAAAGAUAUAAAGUCCAGGCUCAUUGGUUCCUAGGUACCCAUUCUGCGCAAAUUCACUGACUCAUUGCUAUGAGCCCAGCAACCACAUUAAAGAAAAUUAUAUAAAAGAAAAUUAU
This is a messenger RNA of Mus caroli (Ryukyu mouse), 4823 nucleotides long. The record is from RefSeq and is a predicted model, not a curated record. NCBI's taxonomy places the organism in Eukaryota, Metazoa, Chordata, Mammalia, Rodentia, Muridae.